Messenger RNA from Lasiodiplodia theobromae, 942 nucleotides. RefSeq names its product Mitochondrial carrier protein. Gene Ontology annotation, cellular component: mitochondrial inner membrane. Gene Ontology annotation, biological process: mitochondrial phosphate ion transmembrane transport. Gene Ontology annotation, molecular function: phosphate transmembrane transporter activity. The transcript is spliced from 4 exons. The record is from RefSeq and is a predicted model, not a curated record. NCBI's taxonomy places the organism in Eukaryota, Fungi, Ascomycota, Dothideomycetes, Botryosphaeriales, Botryosphaeriaceae. Bases 1 to 942 code for a protein of 313 amino acids.
AUGACAGCUACCAGUGCUAAACCUUACGAGCCAUCAACUGCCCCUUUGAGCGGUUUUCAGCUCUACUGGCGCUUCGGCUUCGCCGGAGCUGUUUGCUGCUCACUUACUCAUGGCGCCCUGACUCCAGUCGAUGUUGUAAAAACAUCAAUCCAGCUCGACCCAGUCAAGUACAACCGCGGCUUGAUUGGUGGAUUCAGGCAGAUUAUCGGUGAAAAGGGCUUCGGUGCCGUGUGGACUGGCGUGGGACCCACCUUCGUUGGGUACUUCUUCCAGGGCGCAUUGAAAUUCGGCGGAUACGAGUUCUUCAAGCAGCUGUCCAUCGACACGCUUGGAUACGAAACCGCUGCUAGGAACCGCACCGCCGUCUACUUCGCCUCCUCUGCCGCUGCCGAGUUCGUUGCCGAUAUUGCGCUCUGCCCACUCGAGGCCACUCGGAUCCGCCUGGUGUCUGAUCCCGGCUUUGCCGACGGCCUGAUCGGAGGCUUCUCAAAGCUUGCAAAGACCGAGGGCCUUGCCUCGUUCUACUCCGGCUUUGGUCCCAUUUUGUUCAAGCAGAUCCCGUACACCUGCGCCAAAUUCGUCGUAUACGAAAAAGUCGUCGAGGCCGUCUACAAGCGCGUCGACAAGCGCUCCCUGCCCGACGCCGCCCACACGGCCGUCAACCUCGGCUCCGGCCUCGUCGCCGGUUUCGCCGCGGCGCUCGUCUCGCAGCCCGCCGACACGAUGCUCUCCAAGAUCAACAAGGUCAAGCUUCUGCCGGGCGAGAAGGUCUCCGCCCGCUUGGUCCAGACUGCCAAGGAGCUCGGCGUACGUGGCUCCUUUACCGGUGUCGGGCCUCGUCUAUUCAUGGUUGGAACUCUUACGGCUUUUCAGUUUGCCAUAUACGGCGACCUGAAGAAGGCUAUCGGUGCUGUUGGUGGCAUCGAGAUUGCGCCGAAGUAG